GCCGGCAGAGGGAUUCUGGGUAACGGCCCCCCCGGCUGGGGCGGCUGGCUCCGCGCAGUAGGUUCCGCUCACGGGAAGUCUGUUGGCAGUGGGGAUUGUAGGGCCGGGGGUAGCCGGACAUGGAGCAGCCGUGGCCGCCGCCAGGACCUUGGAGCCUCCCUCGGGCAGAAGGUGAGGCUGAGGAAGAGAGUGACUUGGACGUGUCCCCCGGUUCUCCUCGCUACCCGCAGCUGCCCGGAGGCGGCACCCAGAUAUAUAGCCAUGGAAUUGAAAUGGCUUGCCAAAAGCAGAAAGAGUUUGUGAAGAGCUCUGUGGCGUGCAAAUGGAAUCUCGCUGAAGCUCAGCAGAAACUUGGUAGCUUAGCACUGCAUAACUCUGAGUCCUUGGAUCAGGAACAUGCCAAAGCACAAACAGCAGUAUCAGAACUGAGGCAACGGGAAGAAGAAUGGCGGCAGAAAGAAGAGGCUCUAGUACAAAGAGAGAGAAUGUGUCUGUGGAACAUGGAUGCCAUUAGCAAGGAUGUUUUUAAUAAGAGUUUUAUUAAUCAGGAUAAAAGAAAAGAAACAGAAGAUGAAGAUAAAUCAAAAUCAUUUAUGCAGAAACAUGAGCAGAAAAUCAGACAUUUUGGUAUGUUAAGUCGAUGGGAUGAUAGUCAGAGAUUUUUGUCUGACCAUCCAUACCUUGUAUGUGAAGAAACGGCUAAAUAUCUUAUUUUAUGGUGUUUUCAUCUAGAAGCUGAACAGAAAGGGGCUCUGAUGGAACAAAUAGCACAUCAAGCAGUUGUAAUGCAGUUUAUUAUGGAAAUGGCCAAAAACUGUAAUGUGGAUCCAAGAGGAUGUUUUCGCUUAUUUUUCCAGAAAGCCAAAGCAGAGGAAGAAGGUUAUUUUGAAGCAUUCAAAAAUGAACUUGAAGCUUUCAAGUCAAGAGUAAGACUUUAUUCUCAAUCACCAAGUUUCCAACCUAUGACAGUUCAGAAUAAUGUUCCCCAUUCUGGUGUUGGAUCUAUAGGUUUAUUAGAAUCCUUACCACAGGUAUUUAGAGAGAUACCAAAUUCCACUCCUUUAAAUACAGAAGGGAUGAGGACCACCUAAGCAUUCUUAAGGAAUCCAGAUUAUCUUCAGUAUUCUAUCAAUACAGCUCUCUGCAGUUUAAACUCAGUGGUACAUAAAGAUGAUGAUGAACCCAAAAUGAUGGACACUGUGUAAUUUGGUUAAGACUGCUGAAGCCAAUUGCUAUUUUGUUACAAGAAAGGAAGAACUUGGCUAUUUUCUUGACACUUUUAUGGGUGCUGCACUUUAUUUUUGUUCGGUUUUUGAUGGGAGGGAAAACAAAGAGUACUGAAACGUUUUGUAAAAUUUUUUUCAUGUGCUGCUAGGUUUUUUUGUUUUUUUUUUUUUUCUGAAGAGAGGAGUGGUACCACAUGUUGCAAGAAGUCAAACUGGACAUUGUUUUGGUUUUUUUAGCUACUAAAUUUGCCUUUAAUCUUAUUGUUCUCAAUUUUGGAAUCAAAGUAUGAAAAUCUGCACAAAUGCAAUGUUUACAAGAACUGGUUAAUUCUAGGAGGCAUCUGCUACAGUCUUUUUAUAUGGAUAUGUACAUGUCCUACUCUACAAAAAUGAUUAAAGAUAAAAAUGUACUUGUAUCCUAUUGCUAAUUUAGCUGUCAAAUCUGGUGUUUCAUCAUAUUAAAAGCAAUAAAUCAGUA
This is a messenger RNA of Orcinus orca (killer whale), 1704 nucleotides long. RefSeq names its product cell division cycle 37 like 1, HSP90 cochaperone (gene CDC37L1). Gene Ontology annotation, biological process: protein stabilization; protein folding. NCBI's taxonomy places the organism in Eukaryota, Metazoa, Chordata, Mammalia, Artiodactyla, Delphinidae. Gene Ontology annotation, molecular function: protein-folding chaperone binding; heat shock protein binding. The transcript is spliced from 8 exons. Gene Ontology annotation, cellular component: cytoplasm. The coding region runs from base 120 to 1091 and encodes 323 amino acids. The record is from RefSeq and is a predicted model, not a curated record.